AUGGAGUCCUUUUUCAAUUCUAGUGCUGUGCAGCCCGCGGCAACCUACGCUCAGCUCUUCGAAAUUGCGAAACAACAGCACAAUAUGUCCACUAUGGAGAGUCUCUGGCAAGCCCACUACGCCUACUGGGGGAAUGACACUCUUGCGACAGGAAUCAUGGCCUUCGUCGCCCACGAACUAAUCUACUUCGGCCGCUGCGUUCCCUGGAUCAUUGCCGACGCCCUGCCCAUCAUCUUCCGCAAAUACAAGAUCCAAGAAAAAAAGUCACCCUCAGUCAAUGACCAGUGGACAUGCAUCAAAUACAUUCUCGCUAUCCACUUCAUCAUCGAACUCCCCCUUAUCGUCCUCUUCCACCCAAUGAUGGAACUCUGCGGCCUCUCAUACACCCUCCCAUUCCCUCAAUUGCGCACCAUCGCCGCUCAAAUCGUCACCUUCUUCCUGGUCGAAGACACAUACCACUACUGGCUUCACCGUGCCAUGCACUGGGGACCUUUGUACCGCUCCAUCCAUCGCAUUCACCACCAAUACGCCGCACCGUUCGGUUUGACUGCCGAAUAUGCCAGCCCCUGGGAAACACUGUUGCUUGGAUUCGGGACCAUCGGACCCCCUUUGGUGAUGGGAUUUAUUACUGGCGAAGUGCAUCUGAUGACGGUGUUGGUGUGGAUGACCCUGCGGCAGAUCCAGGCCAUCGACGCGCACUCGGGAUACGAUUUCCCCUGGAGCUUGCGACGGAUCGUACCGUUUUGGGGUGGGGCUGAUUGGCAUGAUGAUCAUCAUCGCUAUUUUGUGGGGAAUUAUUCUAGCUCGUUCAAGCACUGGGAUGUGUUGAUGGGAACAGUCGCCGGUCCGCGAGGAAAGGCAACUAAGCGCAAGGCUUAG
Molecule: messenger RNA, 879 nt
Organism: Aspergillus melleus
Lineage: Eukaryota; Fungi; Ascomycota; Eurotiomycetes; Eurotiales; Aspergillaceae
Product: sterol desaturase family protein
Exons: 3
Coding region: 1-879 (292 amino acids)
Biological process (GO): ergosterol biosynthetic process
Molecular function (GO): iron ion binding; C-4 methylsterol oxidase activity
Source: RefSeq, a predicted model, not a curated record